AGGAUCAUCAUCCCGAGUCGGACGAAAUCCGAAUGGGAAUAGAAAUAGAAUAGGCUCCUCCGCCCCACAUCGGAGUUGCAGUUCUCUCUCUCUCUCUCUCUCCGUCACCGGCUCUCUCUUUCUGUCUAUCUAUCUUUUCAUUCUCUUAUCUCCUCUCCUCUCCUCUCCGUUCCCGUCCCCAGAUUUACAUAUAAUACCGUUUCUCUACACACACACACAUAUGCGCGGUUGACUUUACGCAUACCUAUCGCUCUCCCUCUUCCAUAUAUACACCGCUACAUCUAUCUAUAUCUCUCUCUUUGUUCCCAACGAAGACACUUCUUCAUCCGAGGACUCGGCCGGAGAAGCUUUUUCGAAUUUGUUUUGUAAUUCGUUCUGGUUUCUUGCCUGAUCGUCCUGUUUGGUUGUUGAGAAUCUAGGGUUUGCGUGGUGGUGUUGGAACCCUAGGAAUCAAUUGGAGGGAAUAAAGAGAGGGAGAGGGGGUCAAUGGCGCAAAAUGGGCAGGGAAUGGACCCUGCCGUUCUGGAUGACAUUAUCAACAGGCUUCUGGAGUUUCGGAACGCGAGGACCGUCAGGCAGGUCCAGCUCUCGGAAGCCGAGAUCCGCCAGCUUUGCAACGUUUCCAGGGAGAUCUUUCUCCAACAGCCCAAUCUCUUGGAGCUCGAAGCCCCUAUCAAGAUCUGCGGUGACAUUCAUGGGCAAUAUGGUGAUUUGUUAAGGCUUUUUGAAUAUGGGGGCUUUCCUCCUGAAGCCAACUACUUGUUCCUAGGUGACUAUGUGGACCGUGGCAAGCAGAGUUUGGAAACUAUAUGCCUUCUGCUUGCCUACAAGAUAAAAUACCCUGAAAACUUCUUUCUUUUAAGGGGAAACCACGAAUGUGCUUCUAUCAAUCGGAUAUAUGGAUUUUAUGAUGAAUGUAAACGCCGGUUUAACGUGAGACUUUGGAAAAUCUUUACAGAGUGUUUUAACUGUCUUCCUGUAGCUGCUCUUAUAGAUGACAAAAUAUUGUGCAUGCAUGGUGGCCUUUCUCCUGACCUAACAAACUUGGACCAGAUACGAAGCUUACCUCGACCAACUGAUGUUCCAGACUCUGGUUUACUUUGUGAUUUACUCUGGUCAGAUCCUAGUAGAGAGGUCAAAGGCUGGGGAAUGAAUGAUAGAGGAGUUUCAUUUACCUUCGGCUCUGAUAAGGUUGCAGAAUUCUUAAUGCAGCAUGAUAUGGACCUUGUUUGUCGUGCCCAUCAGGUUGUAGAGGAUGGUUAUGAGUUUUUUGCUGACAGACAGCUUGUUACAAUAUUCUCUGCCCCAAACUAUUGUGGCGAAUUUGAUAAUGCUGGUGCAAUGAUGAGUGUGGAUGAAAGCUUAAUGUGCUCUUUCCAGAUUUUGAAGCCAUCAGACAGAAAGCCUAGGUUCCUAUGAUAUGACAAUUGCUGUCUUUCAUUUGGAAUUUUGAAGGUUAAAAGCGCAUUGUGGUGAGUCGAGGUUACAAGCGUAUUUUUGUGAUGAGUCGAGGGGAAGACUGGAAGUUGCUGGUGCCCAUUAAGUUAUCCACUUAGAAAGGCAUUGAACGUUUUGCUUAAGUAUGUACUUUAAUGUGGAAAUUUAGGAUCUCUUGAUUUGGCGGCAACUGUUUUUGUGGGGAGGCCACAAUUGACUAAUUCAAUUUUUCUUUUAAACUCGUGCAGUUUACAGUGGCUGUUUAAAUGCAUCUAGUUCUGUAAAUUGCCCUGCACUUGUAGAUUGUAGAAACCAUCUUAAAAGACUUGAUUUUCUUCGGAAGCUAAUUCUAAUGGUUCAAGCAAAUUGAUUGAUUUUUAUUA
Molecule: messenger RNA, 1820 nt
Organism: Diospyros lotus (date-plum)
Lineage: Eukaryota; Viridiplantae; Streptophyta; Magnoliopsida; Ericales; Ebenaceae
Product: serine/threonine-protein phosphatase PP1 isozyme 2
Exons: 4
Coding region: 487-1419 (310 amino acids)
Cellular component (GO): nucleus; cytoplasm
Molecular function (GO): protein serine/threonine phosphatase activity
Source: RefSeq, a predicted model, not a curated record